UAGCGGCCUCAGCUGUAACUGCAGUAGGCUCUGAAUGGGACACCGACGAUCUCAUAUCCUCCAUUAAAAACUACAUUUGAUACCGUAUUUGAAUACAUGGGAGACAAAAAUGGAUGUAAAUACGAGUGUCGAAAUGGUAAAAAACCAAAACCAAAGGAAUUCCACAUACCAUCAUCCAAUGGAUGCGGAUCAUUUGGAUACAAACUGGAUAUGCAGUAUCUGCCUGCUGUUGAGGGAUGCUGUGAUAAGCACGAUAAGUGUUACGACACCUGCAACAAGAUGAAAGAGUCCUGCGACGACGAUUUCCGGUCCUGCCUGAGGAGGAUCUGUAAGAGGAACUCGAAUGUAUUAAAAGAAGCUAAUGACGCCUGCAAGUCAUUCGCAGAUGGCAUGUACGCGGGAGUGAUGGCCUUGGGAUGCAAGCCGUACAGGGACUCGCAGAAACAGGCCUGUGAUUGUGGCGAUUCAGGCAAGAUAGAUCUGUGAGACAAUGGCACUAUUUCAUUUAUGAAACUACUAAACUGUGGAACUCGUUGGGUAGUUACUGGCCUUUAUCAAGGCAUCAUCGCACCGGAGUGGCGGACUUUGCCUUCAGAACCCCUAUGAUAAAUACAGGGUCAGAACAACGUGUGUUCUUAUGCUGAUUCGACGUUAACUUUCUUAAUUGUUUAACACUGAUAUCACCUUUUCAGUCACUAUUCUUAAUUGUAGGGAUCGUUAGCAUCCGCUUUUCGGCAGAGUUCCGCUUUUUGAAAGAAAAAAAAAUCCGCCUAAGAAAAUAAAUGAAUGGAGAAUGUCAGGAUCAGGGUCGGUAAACGUUUGGAAGUUCUACCGACCAAACAAGAGUAUUCCCCCUUCUACUACCUCAUCCCUUAACGACAUUUUAAGAUACUUAGCUAUAUAUACCAGCGGACAAUCUCUACAUCCCUAUGAUGUAAAACAACACAUAUAAAUACAAGAGGUUGAGAGGUAAUAAUGAUUUGCGCAUCAAGCUUAAGUUAAAACAUUUCAGAAUGGAUUUCACAAAUAGCUUGUUAGUCGAAGAAGAGUGGAAUGAAACUGUACCAUAAAUGGGCUGGUAAAUUUACCUUUAGACACCAAGUUAAAACUGCUGAUGGUGAUUGAUAAUGAGGAAUACAAUGUCAUUUCAGUAACAAGAAAAAUCUGUAUCUACAUCUUCAAUGUCUUCGAGAUUUCGAUUUUCUUUGUGGGUGUGGGGUAGCGGGGAAUGAUAAUCUCAUCCUACAUCAUAUUUCACUUGUACGUGCAGGAGUCUCUGUGUACGUUCAGUAAUUCACACUCGCUGAUUAAACUUAUUUUACUACUGAU
Messenger RNA from Pomacea canaliculata, 1329 nucleotides. RefSeq names its product group XIIA secretory phospholipase A2-like. Bases 97 to 486 code for a protein of 129 amino acids. The record is from RefSeq and is a predicted model, not a curated record. Gene Ontology annotation, cellular component: extracellular region. Lineage: Eukaryota; Metazoa; Mollusca; Gastropoda; Architaenioglossa; Ampullariidae. Gene Ontology annotation, biological process: lipid catabolic process; phospholipid metabolic process; arachidonate secretion. Gene Ontology annotation, molecular function: calcium ion binding; A2-type glycerophospholipase activity. The transcript is spliced from 4 exons.